AUGACUGGGUCGAACGGGACCAAAAACGGGCACGGCAAUCCUCUCCGCUUCCUCGUCUGGGGCCAAGAGGGCUGGAUUGCCGGCAAGCUCAUGAUUCUCCUCCAGGGCCAGGGCAGGGACGUGCAGGCCACCGCGGUCCGCAUGGAGAAUCGCGAGGCAGUUAUCCAAGAACUCGCCAGAGUCAAGCCGACACACGUCCUCAACGCGGCUGGAUGCACCGGCAAGCCCAACGUUGACUGGUGUGAGGACAACAAGGAGGAAACGGUGCGGUCCAAUGUCAUCGGGACGCUCAACCUGACCGACUGCUGCUUCCAGGCCGGGGUUCACUGCACCGUCCUUGCCACGGGAUGCCUCUAUCACUACGACGACGCCCAUCCUGUUGGUGGCCCCGGGUUCACAGAGGACGACGAGCCCAACUUCCGUGGCAGCUUCUACUCCCUGACCAAGGGCUGCCUCGAGACAGUCAUGAGGCACUACGGCAACUGCCUCAUCCUUCGCCUUCGCAUGCCCGUGGGCGACGACCUCCAUCAACGCAGCUUUGUCACCAAGAUUGCGGCCUACGAGCGCAUAGUCGACAUACCAAACAGCCACACUAUUCUCCAUGAUCUCCUUCCCGCCGCCUUACUCCUGGCGGAGCACAAGGAGGUCGGCGUGUACAACUUCACGAACCCCGGCACCAUCUCUCACAACCAGGUUCUUGAUCUCUUCCAGGAGAUUGUGCGUCCGGGCUUGACUUACAAGAACUUUGGCGUGGAAGAGCAGGCCAAAAUUCUCAAGGCAGGACGCAGCAACUGUGAGCUGGAUUCGACAAAGCUGGUCGCCAAGCUCAGGGAACUCGGCUUCGAAGUGGCUGAGAUAGGUGACGCCUACAGGCAGUGUUUCAAGAGGAUGAAGGCCGCUGGGCUUGAAUGA
Messenger RNA from Hirsutella rhossiliensis, 912 nucleotides. RefSeq names its product rmlD substrate binding domain-containing protein. NCBI's taxonomy places the organism in Eukaryota, Fungi, Ascomycota, Sordariomycetes, Hypocreales, Ophiocordycipitaceae. The record is from RefSeq and is a predicted model, not a curated record. Bases 1 to 912 code for a protein of 303 amino acids. Gene Ontology annotation, molecular function: methionine adenosyltransferase regulator activity. Gene Ontology annotation, cellular component: methionine adenosyltransferase complex. Gene Ontology annotation, biological process: S-adenosylmethionine biosynthetic process. The transcript is spliced from 2 exons.